Oldenlandia corymbosa var. corymbosa is the source of this 4172-nucleotide messenger RNA. NCBI's taxonomy places the organism in Eukaryota, Viridiplantae, Streptophyta, Magnoliopsida, Gentianales, Rubiaceae. The record is from the annotation of a GenBank genome assembly.
CACUUGCUUUUUCCUUCUGGAUUUCAGUUCUUUCCCUGGGGUAGUGGUGGUUUAUCGCCUCCAUCAUUGUUUCUUCUUUUAAUUUUGAGAAAUUAUUUGCGUCCAAUUAUUUUCAGCCAGUGUUUGGCUUUGGGAUAGCAUAUUACAAUCUGGUUUUCUUUUGUAAAUUUUCGGGAUUGUGGGGAAAGAGACUUUAAACAUUCCCUAUGCACUCUCUCCUGUCUUCUAGCAAAGUAUAUAUUGUGUCUGUCUUGAUUCAUCAAUUUUGAAGCUUGGAACAGUGAAUAAAAGAACUGGAAUAAACGGCAUGGGUAGUGGUGUGAAAUUAGCCCAGAGCAUAAGGGGAAAGAAAGGCAAUACAUUCAGAAUUAUGGCAUGCUUGUGCUGGUCCGCUGGUUUCUAUGCCUCCUGUUGGAAGCCUUGUGGUUUAUUUUCCGCAGGGUCAUAGCGAGCAGGUUGCAGCAUCUAUGCAAAAAGACACUGACAGCAUACCGAGUUACCCUAACCUGCCCUCUAAGCUCAUCUGCUUGCUGCACAAUGUUACCUUACAUGUAUGAGAAGUUUGUUACUUUUAAUAGACAGUUGCAAAAUCUUUGUAACCUUAGGUUGGAUAAGUAGAUUCAUCGUAAAGAUUGAGAAAUUGCACCCGCUUUCUGAUUGUCAGCCACUCAGAAAGUGCAUAUUCUCCUUGAAUCAAUCAGAGUGCCCUAACCAAUACCUUAUUAUUUGCUUGUAGGCUGACCCAGAAACUGAUGAGGUUUACGCCCAGAUGACUCUUCAACCUGUAAACAAAUAUGAUCAGGAAGCACUACUUCUAUCGGAUAUGGGCCUCAAGCAGAGCAGACAACCUGCAGAAUUCUUCUGCAAAACUCUCACAGCUAGUGAUACAAGCACUCACGGAGGUUUCUCAGUACCACGUCGUGCAGCAGAAAAGAUAUUCCCACCUUUGGAUUUUACAAUGCAACCUCCUGCGCAAGAGCUAGUUGCUAGAGAUUUGCAUGACCAAGCAUGGACAUUCAGACAUAUCUAUCGAGGUCAACCAAAAAGACACCUGUUGACCACAGGCUGGAGUGUCUUUGUCAGCUCUAAAAGACUUGUGGCUGGUGAUUCUGUCCUAUUCAUAAGAGAUGAGAAGUCACAGCUACUGUUGGGUAUAAAACGGGCUAAUAGACAGCAGCCUGCACUAUCCUCGUCAGUCAUAUCCAGCGACAGCAUGCACAUAGGAAUUUUAGCUGCUGCGGCUCAUGCAGCUGCCAAUAACAGCCCAUUCACCAUCUUCUAUAAUCCAAGGGCUAGUCCGGCUGAAUUUGUAAUACCUUUUGCCAAAUAUAAUAAGGCCAUGUACACCCAAGUUUCUUUGGGUAUGAGGUUUAGAAUGAUGUUUGAGACUGAAGAGUCUGGAGUACGCAGGUAUAUGGGUACGGUCACUGGUAUUUCUGAUCUGGAUGCUGCACGCUGGAAGGGUUCGCAGUGGAGAAAUCUUCAGGUUGGAUGGGAUGAGUCAACUGCUGGGGAACGUCCCAAUCGAGUUUCCAUUUGGGACAUUGAGCCUGUUGUGACACCUUUCUACAUCUGCCCACCGCCAUUUUUCCGACCGAAGUUCCCUAAACAUCCAGGCUUUCCAGAUGAUGAAACUGACAUGGACAGUAUAUUUAAAAGAGGCAUGCCGUGGCUUGGAGAGGAUCUUGGGUUAAAAGAUGCUGCUAGCUCAGUCUUACCUGGCUUUAGUUUGGUCCAGUGGAUGAACAUGCAGCAGAAUAACCAAUUAUCUGCUGCUCAGUCUGGAAUUCUAGCUGGUGCAUUGCAUGGUAGUUUGAACACAGAAGACCAUUCGAAGCUUUUGAACUUUCAAAAUCCUGCAUUUUCCGCUACAAAUCUCCAAUUUGGCAAAGCAACCCAGCUGAAUCAACAAGCUAAUCAACUCCAGCAGGCAUCUUUGGCUGGGCCCCAACAGCAGCAGCUGCAGCACAUGCUGCAUUCUCCUGCAAACUCCCAGCAGCAACAACAUGCACUUCAGCUUCGUCAGCAAGCGCAACAACCAUUACAGCAGCAACAAUGUACCCCACAACUGCUCCAACAGCAACAACAUCAACAACAAAUUAUGCAGUUGGCUUCUGUCAAUGGUGGUGGUAGUGCAACAAGUAUCCAAAUGCCAAAUCAGAGUUUACAGCAGCCAUCAGUGUACCCUCAGCAUCAACAGCAGAUUCUAACAGGAAAUAUGCAAACACAACAGACUCCCGUAGCUAAUAGAAGUUCAUUGCCUCUAACAUCAUUACCUCAAGAUCUGCAGUUGCAGCAACAACUUGAAAACCAGACUAAUCUGUUGCAGAAGACCCACCAACAGCAAACACAGUUACAACAAGCUCCUUUGCAGUUGCUGCAGCAAAGUUUAAUGCAGAGAUCGCAAGUACAACCAACAUCGCAACAAAACUUCUCUGAACAGCAUCUGCAGCUACAGCUGCUUCAAAAAUUGCAGCAGCAGCAGCAGCAGCAGCAGAUGCUAUCCCCAGUGAGCAACCAUCUAGAUCCUCAGCUGCCUCAACAACAGCAGCAGCCUCAACAAAUGCGGCAGUAUCAACCUCCUUCUUUGUCCCAACCACAGCCCAGUGGUAACAGCUUGUCGACUUCGACAAUUCUGCAGUCACCACAAUUUCCUGUCAACCAACUCCAAGGACAGAUUAAAUCACCUGUUGUCUUCAAAGCCCAUUCUGGACCAACAGAUGGUGAUGCUCCAUCAUGUUCAACCUCACCUUCGACAAAUAAUUGCCAGGUUUCUCCAUCAAAGUUCGUAAUUAGGAACCAACACACGUCAGUCACUCAGGCAGGAGAAUCAGUCAUUGAUCCUUCACCUGUUCUUUUUAAUGAUCUUCAGAGCAAUCGAAUAAAACAUGAUUCAUCCAGCUCAAAGCCAGCAGAGCAAGCUAGAUUUAGAACUAAUACUGAUCAGUUGGAUGCAGCGUCGUCUGCUACAUCAUACUGUUUGGAUCCAAGCAGCAUUCAUCAGAAUUUUUCUCUGCCUGGCUUAUGUUUAGAUAGUGAUGUCCAAUCCCAUUCCAGGGCUACUCUACCUUUCACUUCAACUGUCGACUCAUUAGCACCAGAUGCUUUGCUUUCAAGAGGUUAUGACUCUGGAAAAGACAUCCCUAACGUACUUUCCAACUUUGGUGGUACUUCGAGGGAUAUUGAGACAGAACUAUCUGCUGCUGGCUUUGGAGUUCCAAGCAUGUCUUUUAAACCAGGCUGCUCAAAUGAUGUGCCUAUUACCGACGCUGGUGUUCUAAAUGGUGGACUGUGGUCUAAUCAAUCUCAGCGCAUGAGAACGUACACUAAGGUUCAAAAGCGCGGGUCUGUGGGAAGAACCAUCGAUGUCACGCGCUACAAGGGAUAUGAUGAGCUCAGGAAUGAUCUAGCACGUAUGUUUGGAAUCGAGGGACAAUUAGAAGAUCCACAGAGAACUGAUUGGAAACUUGUGUAUGUCGACCAUGAAAAUGACAUCUUGCUAGUUGGCGAUGACCCAUGGGAGGAAUUUGUGAGCUGUGUCCAGAGCAUUAAGAUACUUUCCUCAGCUGAGGUACAGCAAAUGAGUCUGGACGGAGAUCUCGGUAGUCUUCCUGUUCCAAAUCAAGCAUGCAGUGGGACGGAUAGUGGUAAUGCAUGGAGAGGACCCUAUGAAGAUCAGUCUGCUGCAUCAUUCAACCGAUGACAGCAUUCUUUUUCCGGAUCAUCAGCUCCAACAUUCUCUAAUCUAACUGAUCAAGACUACAGAAAGCUUCUUUCAUGAUCCUUGAGGAGUGAACUCUGUACGUUGAUACCUCACUAAACUUGUUCUGUGGGUGCUGGCUCGCGGUCAUUAGCAUUGUAACUGGUGCCGCUAACUGAAGCAAACUUAUUUUACUCCUUUGCAUUGUAAAGUUGACCCUAGAAAAGAGCAGAUUAUGUAAAUCUUUUUCUUCUAGUCAAUUGGAAUAGUUGACAUAGGUGUUCCAAUCUGUUCAUAAGUUCAGCUACUGUAGCCAGUCUCAUUCUACGAGAUUUCCCAGGAUAGCACGUAUCAAUUUUAUCCGAAGCUUACUAACACUACGAUUUUUGGUCUUGAGAAUUAAGGAAAGUUUAUGGCAUCCGAGCUUAUGAUCUUGUUCCUUCUUUCAUGGAAUUGUGGCGACAUUUCUUCC